Molecule: messenger RNA, 1090 nt
Organism: Carica papaya (papaya)
Lineage: Eukaryota; Viridiplantae; Streptophyta; Magnoliopsida; Brassicales; Caricaceae
Product: Late embryogenesis abundant (LEA) hydroxyproline-rich glycoprotein family
Biological process (GO): defense response to other organism
Source: RefSeq, a predicted model, not a curated record
GGUGGCUCUACUGAUUCUUUUUAUCUCGUUUAUAAUCUUUCAUCAGCCAAAACCCCACCGGCACCGGCCCACCAUUUACCAGCAGAACAAAAUCAUGUCCCCGAAGCAGGAUUCCAUACCCUACGCUCCUCUUCCUCAGGACGCUCCUCUGCAAAACGUCGUAGUUAUACUCCCUUCGUACUACAGGUACCCCCCUUACUACCAUUGCCUUCGCCGAUGCUUGCUCUUCAUCGCAUCAUUCCUCCUCGUAGCUGCCGUUGUCUUCUUCCUCUAUCCCUCCGACCCGAACCUCAAACUAGCUAGGAUCCACCUUAACCAUGUCCGGUUCAAUACGUCCCCGAAACUUACCCUCGACCUCUCUUUCUCAGUCACCAUCAAGGUUCAAAACCGGGACUUCUUCUCUCUCGAUUACAAUUCCCUCCUCGUCUCGAUUGGAUACAGAGGAAGGGAGCUAGGGCUCGUAAGCUCCAAUGGAGGACAUGUGAGUGCCAGGGGAAGUUCGUACGUCAACGCUAUCCUUGAUCUUGAUGGCCUCGAGGUUAUCCACGACGUGAUUUACUUGAUCGGAGAUUUGUCUAGGGGUGUUAUCCCUUUUGAUACUGAUACUCGGGUCAAAGGAGACCUCGGGGUUUUCUUCUUCAAAAUCCCGCUCCAGGGAAAAGUAUCAUGUGAGGUGGAUGUUAAUGUAAACAAUCAGACAAUUGUCCGUCAAGAUUGUCACCCUGAGUGAUGUCUUGAGGGUCCAGCAUAGUUUACCAAUGAUGAACUGGAAGUCAGUAGCUACUGUAUGGUUUGGGAUGUUCGGGUGCUGGAGAUAGAAGCUAUUAGCUCUGCCAUAGCUCUUUGGUAUACCAUGCAAGUCUUCUCAGUAUGUUAAUAUAAAUCAUUUAUAGGUGGAUGAUACUUGUUAACUAAUACAAAGAAAAGAGUAAUGAAAAUGAAUUCAUUUCAGGUAGGAACUGCAGCACUACUUCUACGUUUUUCAUUAAUGAACAAAAAAAAAAGUGUCAGCUUCAGUUUUACUCGAAAGUUAUCCCUUGUACAUUUUUUAGAUUGUAUUCAAAAUGCAGUAUGGUGAUAUUAUGUACAA